AUGAACCGCCUCUUCGGUUCCAAAACCACCGGGCCAAAGCCCACCCUCUCGGGCGCCAUUACCAACAUCGACACCCGCAUUGCCUCCAUCGACACGAAACUAAAAGCCCUCAAUGGCGAACUAUCCGCCUACCAAGAAAAAAUGUCCAAGAUGCGCGAAGGGCCCGGCAAACAAGCCAUCAAGCAAAAGGCCCUCAAGGUUCUCCAGCGCCGGAAAGCGUACGAGGCGGAAAAGGAAAAACUAGAGGGUCAAGUGUGGAACAUGGAGCAAGCAUCCAGCAUGCAGGAUAAUUUGAAGAAUGUCAUGACGCAGGUCGAUGCGAUGAAGACGACUAAGAAAGAGCUGCAGAAGCAAUAUGGCAAGAUUGACAUUGAUAAGAUUGAGCAGUUGCAGGAUGAGAUGGCCGAUUUGAUGGAUGUGGGUAAUGAGAUUCAGGAUAGUCUGGCAAGGAGCUACGAUAUCCCAGAUGAAGUGGAUGAGGCGGAGCUGGAUGCUGAGUUGGAGGCGCUGGGGAUGGAACAGGAGCUGGAGAUGGAGAUGGGAGGAGCGGUGCCAGGGUUCUUGCAGGACGAGGUGGUGCCCGAGUUUGUGGAUGAGCCUCCCCAGACGGAAGAUAAAGUGAAGGAAGCUGCUGGUUAG
Molecule: messenger RNA, 639 nt
Organism: Pochonia chlamydosporia 170
Lineage: Eukaryota; Fungi; Ascomycota; Sordariomycetes; Hypocreales; Clavicipitaceae
Product: Snf7 protein
Exons: 1
Coding region: 1-639 (212 amino acids)
Biological process (GO): late endosome to vacuole transport via multivesicular body sorting pathway; vesicle budding from membrane
Cellular component (GO): multivesicular body
Source: RefSeq, a predicted model, not a curated record